UGAAUAAAUUGAAUAGCCCUGGUAAUAGUCCCGUGGUUUACAACAGAAUAGCCCAUAAACAAGGUCAUUCGUCACUCCAGCGCCGCUCUCUUCACACUAUUACAUACAUUAUGUACACAGUGUUAUGUACAUAGCUAUAACUGAUACAUAGAUAACAGAAGAUAAUGGUGAUUAAAGAUCUUGAUAGUUAGUGCUUGGGAGAAAUUAACCUUUACAGGUUUUGCGUGUUGAAGUCGAAGACUCGUUUUGUGAUGGAAUAACAGAACGUAAUUCAACUGAAAUUGAAACAAAGAUGGAACAUGAUGCAUUUGUAGAUAAGGCAGAUACAGACUAUUUGGAAGUAAACAGACUGUACGACGAAUGUUUGACGUAUUUGGAAACAGUAAAAGCGGCGUAUGCACAGACAUUCAACACAAACAUCAAUAGAAAACUAUUUGAAACUGAUGAAGAUGAUGAUUAUGACGAAAUAGAUUCACCUGGAUAUGAAACUGACCAGAGAAAAAAUGAUUUUACGAAUAAAAGAAGCGAAUCAUUUGUUUAUGAAGUACCUAAAGCAGAUUUCAAAGUAGAAAAUGAAAUAAUAAAACCACACGAAAGUAAAACACAAAGUACCGAUGAAGUUUCAAAAACCGAUAACGAUUUAAGUAAUUUAACUAAAAAACAGAAUCUUGAUAUAAAACCACAAAAAGACGCAAUAAAAUCAGUUAGUAACGAGGAAAUACGAUCGGAGCGGUUAAGAAAGUUUUCUCAACAACUUCCAAAGAUCAUAAUAACUCAAAGUAAUACAAGUUUAAGCAAGAGAAAGGAAGAAGUUGACAACUUGAGAAAACGACAUCAGGCCAGACCUCCCAUCGAUAAGAGGAAACGAAAUCCUAACCUUGGCUCUCGCCCUUCCGUCCGCUAUAAAGCUGGCUAUGGUGACUACCCCAAGCGUUUGGUCUCCAAGAGUGGUUUGGAGAAUGUCGCUCUUAUCUCCAACGUCCCUUCUGAGAACAUUCGCAUGUUGAAUGAUACUUUUCAUACUCUGAUCAACAUCCGCUGGCGCUGGAUCGUCUGGGGCACCGUCUUCGUCCACUUCGCCAUCUGGCUCGUGUUUGCUGGUUUCUGGUACAUCGCGGCGCUGGCCCACUACGACUUCGAGCCUGACCCUCCCAGGAAGACCUGCAUCACGGGGGGCAAUGACUUCACGACGAUAUUCUUGGCUUCUGUUGAGGCUCAGACAACUAUUGGUUUCGGAGACAGAACAAUAGAUGAAGAAUGUCCAGAAUCAAUAUUCUUAUUCAUCAUGCAGUUGAUCCUGGGCACGGGUCUGUCCGGGGUGCUGACGAGCGUGGUGUACGCUAAGCUCACCCGCCCGGAGAAGCUGUCCCGGGACGGAGUCGGCUUCAGCAAGAACGCUGUGAUCAGCAUGAGAGACGGCAAGCUGUGCCUCAUGAUACGAGCUUGGGACCUCAACUACGACCACAUCAUCGGGUCUGACUUCAGCGCUCACUUCGUCAAGACUUACAGAACGAAGGAGGGCGAGGUGAUCCGCUACUUCGCGCAGAGCCUCGUGCUGCAGCAGCGCCAGUUCCUGCUGUGGCCCGUCACCAUCGUGCACGUCAUCGACGAGGAUAGUCCGCUGUAUAGUAUGACGCCUGACGACUUUGCUAGCUUCAGCUACGAGAUCACAAUAAGCCUAAAGGGCGCGUCGGCGUCGAUGGGCACGUUCACGCAGAGCCAGACCUCGUACCUCCCGGCUGAGGUGCGCUGGGGGUGCCGCUUCCCGCCCGUCGUCAGGUUCGACCGUCGUAAGCAGAAGUACGUAAUAGAUCACAAGAAGCUGAACCAAAUAGAAGAAGCACCCACACCGCUCUGCAGCGCCAGCCAGAUGUUCAGUUCUUCAGAGAAGUCAGACGCGAACCCCGAGCGGCCCCCCACGCCGAGCCGGCCUCCCACGCCGGGCAGCUUCACGGACCAGGUCUCGAUGUUCCACCUGCAGAGGUCCUCGUCCUUCAGGAAUAAUGAGAUCAAGUCGUGAUGCAGAGCCAGGAGUGGACACGGGCCAGGGGUUAGACUGUUUACUCAGUUCUAGUCCUGAAGCUGCUACACGGGUUCGG
This is a messenger RNA of Plutella xylostella (diamondback moth), 2099 nucleotides long. RefSeq names its product inward rectifier potassium channel 2. Gene Ontology annotation, biological process: regulation of monoatomic ion transmembrane transport; potassium ion import across plasma membrane. The record is from RefSeq and is a predicted model, not a curated record. Gene Ontology annotation, cellular component: plasma membrane. NCBI's taxonomy places the organism in Eukaryota, Metazoa, Arthropoda, Insecta, Lepidoptera, Plutellidae. Gene Ontology annotation, molecular function: inward rectifier potassium channel activity.